AAGUUCAUUCUUAUAGACGAAAACAUAAGAUCCUUAAACAUCAAGAUUAUAAUAUACUAAGGAUGUCUAAGGAAAGAAUAUCUUUUGAGGGAAAAAAUUACUCCCAUCGAUGCCAACUCUUAUUUCCUCUAGCAAAGAUAGUUUUUUUCGCAGUCGUCUUGUCUUCUAUCUUUCCUAAUGCAGAUGCAUUUGAUCCAUUGGAUCCAUUUGGUAACAUCACAAUAAAAUGGGAUGUCAUGUCUUGGACACCAGAUGGCUAUCUGGCUGUAGUAGCAAUGCAUAAUUUCCAAAUGUAUCGGCACAUUAUGAGCCCUGGAUGGACUUUAGGAUGGAACUGGCCAAAGAAAGAAGUGAUAUGGUCCAUAGUGGGAGCAGAAACAACAGAGCAAGGUGACUGUUCCAAGUUUAAAGGAAAUGUACCAUAUUGCUGCAAGAAGGAUCCUGUUCUUGUUGACUUGCUUCCUGGAGUUCCUUACAACCAACAGUUCAGCAACUGCUGUAAAGGUGGUGUUCUCGCAUCUUGGGGCGAAGAUCCUUCUGAGUCGGUAUCUUCCUUUCAGAUUAGUGUUGGACUUGCUGGAACAUCAAACAAGACAGUAAAACUACCCAAGAAUUUCACUCUGCUUGGUCCAGGACCAGGCUACACUUGUGGCCCUGCAAAGAUAGUUCCAUCCACAGUUUUCCUCUCUCCAGAUCACAGGCGAAAAACUCAAGCAAUGAUGACCUGGAAUGUGACAUGCACCUAUUCUCAGUUUCUGGCAUCCAAGUACCCGAAAUGUUGUGUUUCUUACUCAACAUUCUACAACGACACCAUCACUUCUUGCCCAUCCUGUGCUUGUGGUUGCAGUCAUAAACACAACUGCAUCAUGGGAGACGACGAGAAACUGAAAAAAAAGGGAAUAAACACUCCAAGAAAGGAUAAUGAACCAUUACUACAAUGCACCCACCACAUGUGCCCAAUACGCGUGCAUUGGCAUGUUAAGCUCAAUUACAAGGAUUAUUGGCGAGUCAAGAUUGCUAUAACUAACUUCAAUUACAGAUUGAACCAUACACAGUGGACACUAGUGUUACAACAUCCUAAUCUCAACAAUGUGACUCAAGUUUUCAGCUUCAACUACAAGCCUCUCGCCCCCUAUCAAUCCAUUAAUGACACUGGCAUGUUCUAUGGUAUGAAAUUUUACAAUGACCUCUUGAUGGAAGCUGGACCUUCGGGGAAUGUUCAGUCUGAAGUACUUAUGCAAAAGGACAAGAAUACAUUUACACUCAAGUCAGGAUGGGGAUUUCCCCGGAGAGUCUACUUCAACGGAGAUGAAUGCAAACUUCCCCCUCCGGAUUCAUACCCAAUUUUGCCCAACUCUGCUGAAAAAGGGCCAUUCAAAUUUUCAAGCACUGCAAUUUGCACAAUUUUGAUCAUUUUCGUCACCUGGUAACAGAAAAAAAUCAUCCGAUGGCACUUCCUGUAACAUUUAGACUGUUUUCCAUCAUCAAGAACUUGCUUAGGUUGUUAUAUCUUGCAUGCAUGAGGAGAAAAUAGUGAAAUUGAACCUUUGUUCAUUUUAUUUCAUAUAUGUAGAUAUGACAGUUUUCUUACGUA
Messenger RNA from Capsicum annuum, 1594 nucleotides. Its product is annotated as COBRA-like protein 4. The record is from RefSeq and is a predicted model, not a curated record. The transcript is spliced from 6 exons. Bases 63 to 1430 code for a protein of 455 amino acids. Gene Ontology annotation, cellular component: plasma membrane. Gene Ontology annotation, biological process: cellulose microfibril organization; plant-type cell wall cellulose biosynthetic process. NCBI's taxonomy places the organism in Eukaryota, Viridiplantae, Streptophyta, Magnoliopsida, Solanales, Solanaceae.